Molecule: messenger RNA, 1230 nt
Organism: Dichomitus squalens LYAD-421 SS1
Lineage: Eukaryota; Fungi; Basidiomycota; Agaricomycetes; Polyporales; Polyporaceae
Exons: 8
Coding region: 1-1230 (409 amino acids)
Source: RefSeq, a predicted model, not a curated record
AUGGCCAGGGCGUCCAAGAGGCUCCGUCUUGAGCCGACUCUUAAUUCUGACUCAGAGGACAACGCCGAUGAGACUCAUGCAGAGGAUGUUGUCAACACCUCUCCUGUCCAACCCCAGAACACGGGGUGGGUUAUAGAAGCCUGGAACUGCAACGCCAGCGCCGAUGUCGAUGCUCGCAACGCCCUCGGCAUAGAGCUGAUGUACGUCGCGGCGCGCCAGAUUGGCCGUUGCAGUACGGAGUACCCCGACCAGGUGCGCGCCCUCACCUACGCUGUCCUAUUCCGGGACGUUGAUCCUGAGGACCCCCCCCACAACUCGGCUAAGUCGUAUAGUGACGACGUCAAGGCGCACACUGUCUCCCUCCUUUGGAUUUCCUACUUCCCCGGCAUCAAGGAGCACCUCGACUACUUGGCAGUAACCCCCGCGUUGAUCCUCCACCUCGGCCAAUAUGUUAGUGCCAUUGCGGGGAAAGUCCGCAGCGAUGACCUGGGCAGGUUGAACAAUCAUAUCAUAUCUUACUCGCAGCUCGAGGACCCAAACAACAUUCUCAAGCGCCACUCCAACUGUGGCUUUGAAGACUCUCGGACAGGACGACUUCUGUGCCCUGUCCGCCAUCUCGAGCGGUUCGAAGCUGAUCCGGCCCGUGCCUGUUCGCUUUUUCGAAACCAUUUAGUCAAAAUCACUUCGUAUGACUUCCCUUCAUUCAUGACUGAUGUGUCUAAGAUGGACGCCGAGGAUCUUGAGGCCGGUUUUCUGCGCGGCCCACUUCUCGUCACUUACUACAAGGCCAUCUUUUGCGGCCGUUCCUCAGUCUUUGGUCUCGUGCCCUCCCGGGGCCAGCAGUCUGUUGCUGCUAAGUAUAAGAUGUCAAAGGUCAACAUGCAUAGUAUUGUAUAUGUUGCGCUCCUGGCUCGGAGCGCCCUGAGCUCUGAAAGUGUAUGGAGUGACGUCGACAGCAAGCGCUGGGAAGCGCCGGUGUUCCUCGAGGCCAUCAUGGACCUGGCGCACAAGUCUCCGUCGUGGCACCAAGAGAUCCUCGCGUGGUGGAACAAACAAAUCUAUGAUACCGAAGAUAACGACGACUCCGACGCCGAACGGGAUUUGCAAGAGUCCGACUACUUCAAGAUGUUGGCCCGACGUGCCAACAAGAGCCCGACCCCGUCAGUGCCCCUGGAGUCGUCUUUGCCCGCCUCGGAGGGCGGCGCACUCGAGGCGCCCUUGGACAAUUGA